Messenger RNA from Populus trichocarpa (black cottonwood), 591 nucleotides. RefSeq lists its product as uncharacterized. Gene Ontology annotation, molecular function: fatty acid binding. The record is from RefSeq and is a predicted model, not a curated record. The transcript has 2 exons. NCBI's taxonomy places the organism in Eukaryota, Viridiplantae, Streptophyta, Magnoliopsida, Malpighiales, Salicaceae. Gene Ontology annotation, biological process: systemic acquired resistance. The coding region runs from base 47 to 391 and encodes 114 amino acids.
AGCAAGAAAAUUAAUUUGUUCAUAUAUAUAGUUGAGAUACAGAAAUAUGGAGGCUCCUCUUAAAUUCAUCGGUCUUCUGGGAUUGCUUGUGCUUUUGAGUGUUGCUGGAGGGGCUGAUGCUGCGGGGGAAUGUGGAAAAUCUUCCCCAGACAAUGAAGCCAUGAAGCUGGCUCCUUGUGCAGAAGCAGCACAAGAUGAGAAAGCUGCUGUGUCAGACAGUUGCUGCCUUCAGGUGAAGAGAAUGGGCCAGAAGCCAAGCUGUCUUUGUGCUGUAAUGCUUUCAGACACUGCUAAGGCAUCUGGAGUCAAGAUUGAAACUGCCAUUACCAUCCCCAAACGUUGCAACAUUGCCAACCGUCCAGUGGGAUACAAGUGUUAUACACUUCCAUGAUGGGAUAACACAUCAGAAUUGAAGACCAUAGCUAGCGACCAUGAACUUAGAAGUACUUAAAAGCUGGUAGCUACUUCUGUAACUAGCAACUACGUAAGCUUUACUUCUCCUUCCAGUGAAUAAAAGCUAGCAGGUGGAAUGUAUCUAAUCUAAAUAACGUAUGCAGAAUCAGUAUAUGUUAUGCUUUGAACAUUGGCUGA